Messenger RNA from Dentiscutata erythropus, 987 nucleotides. NCBI's taxonomy places the organism in Eukaryota, Fungi, Glomeromycota, Glomeromycetes, Diversisporales, Gigasporaceae. The record is from the annotation of a GenBank genome assembly.
AUGGUUGGUGAUCACGACAAAUAUAUCGGGUUGGCACUGGCUGUCUCUUCUAGUCUGUUGAUCGGCACGUCUUUUAUCAUAACGAAAAAGGGUCUAAUCGAUUCAACACGUAGACAUGGUUCCUCUAGUGAAGACCAUAGUUACCUAAGGAAUCCGAUCUGGUGGAUAGGAAUGAGCACAAUGGUGAUUGGUGAAUUGCUCAAUUUUGCUGCCUAUUCAUUUGCUCCCGCUAUCCUCGUAACUCCCCUCGGUGCUUUGAGUGUUUUAAUCGGAGCUGUUUUAGCUUCACUAUUUCUCAAGGAAAAUCUUGGGCGAAUAGGGACAGUAGGGUGUGGCUUGUGUUUGAUCGGUUCGAUAAAUAUUGUGAUACAUGCACCAGCAGAUAGGGAUAUUGUGACUGUUGACGAAAUUCUUGCCUUUGCUCUCCAACCUGGCAGGUCUUUCUCAUUAUACUGUGUGCUGGUCACUUUUUAUACUCUUUUCGCGAUACAACGUGUUGUACCAAAAUACGGAAAAAAAAACCCUUUGGUAUAUUUAUCUAUUUGUUCUUUGGUUGGGUCAAUAUCUGUUAUGUCUUGCAAAGGAUUUGGCAUAGCUCUCAAAUUAACGUUCGCGGGUAACAAUCAGUUUACUCAUCCAUCAACUUAUGUUGUAAAUCCUAUAUAUUACGUAUUUUUUACAACAUCAACAAUAUUCGCUUCUGUUCUACUAUUUCAAGGAUUCAAUACCAGUAAUGCGGUCAAUGUUAUCAGCCUAUUUUGUGGGUUCCUAACUAUUUUUGCCGGCGUAUUUCUUCUAAAUGUUGCAAAAACCGAUGGACUAUUAAAUAGGUCUUCGCAAAACGGUAAUGGUGUAUUACGAUCAUCAAUGUCAUUAGACGUACAUGAGCUUAUGAAAACAAGAGAUGCUACGUUAUUGAACGCUUUUAAUGAAGAAAGUUUAGGAUUGACACAGUUAAAUGAUAUAUCUGAUUCUGAAGAAGGUUAA